UGAGCUGCUGUUUGGUGUGUACUCUGGCACUCUGCUGCUAUGAAGCUGUCCUGUAGCCUCCACUGAUCUCUCUCUAUAUACUAUGGCUGCUGCUAUUAGCAGUAAAAGCAACAUCAAUGGGAUGACAGUGGGCUCCAUACAGUCUCCAGGUUCCUAUAGCCUGGAUCACAUUAGGAGGCAGCAGCGCAUGGAUCCUCGCAGGAGACAGGCUGCCCUCUCUUUCCUUACCAACAUCUCCUUGGAUGGGCGACCCCUGCAGGCUAAUGGGGUAACCAGGGAGGGUUCUGCAUGUGCAGCAAGCAGGACUCAGCAGACUUCUCAUUUUGCAGAAAAGGAUGCAAUGCACAAUACACCACUCAAUGCAACAUUGCCUGCAAGUCCUAUGCAUCAGGUCCAUGCAUCGCUCAGCAAGUCAGGACUAACCUCUCCAUCAGGACCCUUACCUAUUUCUGCAGGUGGGAGACGGGAGCACAUGGAGCAAGAUAUGCAGUUAAGGAAACACCAAAUAAUUGAGUAUGAUGAGGAAGAAGAGGAUGAUGCCUUUACAAGCAGUGUUCCAGCAUCAGCAGGGAGCGGGGUCCCUGUCCAACCACCUUGCGUAGGUAGCAGAGGCCGUCUUAACUCCCUCACCUCUGCUAUCUUACCAGCUGCUUUUUGCAGGACUUCAGCCACCCCAUUCUUCAGCUGUAAUGACCAAAUACUGAGCGGGACCAGCAUUGCCUUUGAAAUCCAGAGGUCACGGAGACGUCUGAUCUCUCAGCGGUCUUCACUAGAAACACUUGAAGACAUUGAAGAAAAUGCUCCCUUGCGGAGAUGUCGGACUCUGUCCGGUUCACCUAGACCAAAGAACUUCAAGAAGGUCCAUUUUAUUAAGAGCAUGAGGCAGCACGACACGAGGAGUGGCAGAAUAGUCCUUAUAAGUGGGAGAAGAUCAUUCUGUAGCAUAUUUUCAGUGCUGCCCUAUCGAGACUGUGCUUAUAUUGGGGACAUGAAACUGGAAGGAACAAGGCAGCGCCAUUCCUCUGGUGGCAUGAAUACAAGAGAAUUGAUCCUCGGCCUCGAAGGAGUGGAACUUGGUGCUGAUGGGAAGACUGUAUCAUAUACACAGUUUUUGUACCCCACCAAUGCCUUGGGAGCACGUAGGAAUACAAUCGACUCCACUUGCUCUUUUUCUCAGUUUCGUAAUGCAAGUCAACGCAACCUGACCCUGGGAAGAGCCAACAGUAUACAGGGGAGCAUCGAUACAGGUAGUGACAUAGGAGACUUUACCGAGUACGAUCCAAAUCUCCUGGAUGAUCCUCAGUGGCCAUGUGGCAAGCACAAGCGGGUUCUAAUAUUCCCCUCCUAUAUGACCACUGUAAUAGAGUAUGUGAAACCAUCUGACCUCAAGAGGGAUAUGAAUGAAACUUUCAAAGAGAAGUUUCCUCAUAUCAAGCUUACACUCAGCAAAAUAAGAAGCCUGAAGCGGGACAUUCGCAAGCUGGCACAGGAGGAAUGUGGCUAUGAGGAGCCUACUGUGGCCAUGGCGUUUGUAUAUUUUGAGAAGCUUGCAUUGAAGGGGAAGUUGAACAAACAAAACAGAAAGCUUUGUGCUGGAGCCUGCAUCCUAUUAGCGGCCAAAAUUGGGAGUGAUCUCCGAAAACAUGAAGUCAAACACCUGAUUGAUAAACUGGAAGAGAAGUUUCGUUUGAACAGACGCGAGUUGAUGGCAUUUGAAUUUCCUAUCCUGGUUGCCUUGGAGUUUGCUCUUCACCUACCAGAGCAUGAAGUCAUGCCCCAUUACAGACGUUUGAUCCAAAGCUCCUAGCACCGGCUACAUGUCUUCCUCUGGGACAGUGGAGGAGCUCACAGAGCCACAGCUGCUAUUGGACAUGUAUACUAAUGAUUGCAUUAUUACCUACACUGAUUGGAGACAGUCAUAUUGUGAACUGACACAGUAGUCAAAAACACUUUGAAGGCAGAGAUAAGCUGAAUGUCCUGUGUAGGUGACAUUCUAUCCCAUUAUACUGUUCCUCUAAACAUUUCCUAGUCCUGUUUGUAUGCAGGUCCUGUGUGCACGUUUAUACCCAUACAUGACAGUGGGACAU
This is a messenger RNA of Nanorana parkeri, 2087 nucleotides long. RefSeq names its product CDK5 and ABL1 enzyme substrate 1-like. The record is from RefSeq and is a predicted model, not a curated record. Lineage: Eukaryota; Metazoa; Chordata; Amphibia; Anura; Dicroglossidae. Gene Ontology annotation, biological process: regulation of cell cycle; nervous system development. Gene Ontology annotation, cellular component: cytosol. The coding region runs from base 83 to 1807 and encodes 574 amino acids. The transcript has 10 exons.